This is a messenger RNA of Vigna umbellata (rice bean), 591 nucleotides long. Lineage: Eukaryota; Viridiplantae; Streptophyta; Magnoliopsida; Fabales; Fabaceae. The record is from RefSeq and is a predicted model, not a curated record.
AUGAAAUUAAAUAGACUUCCUCAUGUACCCCUCCAAGAAUACAUUGAAAAUAUGAGGAAGAUUGCAAUCCAUCUAAUGAGCCUUUCAAAGAAGACUCGCUUAAUAUUUCUCAGUUCCCCUCCCAUCAAUGAGGUGCAAAUGCAUGAAAUGCUCAGUGAUCUACUGGGGCCAUUAAAAAGGACAAAUGAAUCCUGUCGAUUAUACUCAGAAGCAUGUUUGGAGCUGUGCCGUGAGAUGAAUGUGAAAGCCAUUGAUCUCUGGUCUGCACUCCAGCAAAGGCAUGACUGGUUAGAUGUUUGCUUCACGGAUGGAAUUCAUUUGUCACAUGAGGGAAACAAAAUAGUGGCAAAAGAGAUAUUUAAGGUCCUCAGAGAAGCAGACUGGGAACCUAGUCUGCAUUGGAACUCAAUGCCAACAGAGUUUGCAGAAGAUUUUCUUCAUGAUCCAAAUUGUGCUGAUAGAAAGAGUAUUAUAAAUGUCUCUAACGGGAACUUCCAAGGAAAUUCUCAAUUGGAGUAGAAUUAUUCUGCAUUUUCAAGCAACAGAAAAACCCAUAAUUUGAAUCUCAAAGUGGAAUGGUUUUAUACUGUU